Bradysia coprophila is the source of this 5756-nucleotide messenger RNA. It is a transcript of the gene Eato, whose product is annotated as Engulfment ABC Transporter in the ovary. The record is from RefSeq and is a predicted model, not a curated record. Gene Ontology annotation, biological process: lipid transport; transmembrane transport. Gene Ontology annotation, molecular function: lipid carrier activity; ABC-type transporter activity; ATP binding. Lineage: Eukaryota; Metazoa; Arthropoda; Insecta; Diptera; Sciaridae. Gene Ontology annotation, cellular component: intracellular membrane-bounded organelle; membrane.
UGUGUGUAAGUCGUCAUAUCAACAGGAAUCGAAUUGGACAUUAUUUAAUAUUUUGGAAGGACUGUGCGUUCGUUCGCAAAUUGUUUACAUUGCACAAUGGCGAACUUUCUAUUUAUGAAUACUUUCUACACAUUUCUCGUGAAACACUAUAAAUGUUGGAUGUUUAUGUGGAAAAGUGUUGUGUUUACGAUAGUUGCCUCGCUUGUGCUAUGCUGGAUACCAAUAUUUAUGUUUGACAAAGGUGUGGAACAAGAGAAAACAUUUGUUUCGCUCCCAGAGAGCGAUAUGCUUACGUUUUUCCCAUCUGGUCAAGAGGACAAUUUAAUGUACACACCAAAUUCAACGUUCAAUGAUAAUUUGAUCGAAUGUCUUCGGCACAAAUUGCAAAUUAUUGAAGAAAGAGUUAUUGCAUUUCCCGACGAAGACAUGCUUCUUCAUUAUUUCGAAAAACAUCGCACGAACCGAGAUUUCGCUAUAGUUUUCGAGCCCAGCGAAAAUGACGACAAGGAAGCACCGAAGAAACUCAACUACACCAUCCGAACCAGAAACAACCAUUUUCGGACAAGUGACAUCUAUGUGAACGAUGUUUUUGAAGUUGCCAUGAAAGAUAUCGACGAAUACAUCGAUAGCGGAUUUCUGGCACUGCAACAAAGUUUGGACCGAUGUUAUCUGGAAUAUGCUGGCGUUGACUUGUCAUCGUAUGAGUUUGAAUAUCAAAAAUUUCCGUUCAACGCUCGUAAUGCUAUGUUCGUUGGAUUGGAACAGAUUGGUUUCAUGCUCUUGGUGUGCACCUCGUUCGUGCUGAUUGUGAUGCUGUUAAUUCCUCUGGUACAAGAAAAGGAGAACGGAGUAAAGGAAUUUCUUCGCAUCGCCACAUCAUACAGCUAUCUGAACAACUUUACAUUGUUUAUCCUCUCGUUAGCUGUCUGCAUGCUUUUAUGGAUAAUUGUUUACGUAUCGGCCAUAGGUUAUCGUUUUAUUGGUCAUGUUGAUGUGUGCAGUGUCUUUGUGAUAGCCGUGUGCUAUCUGUUGUCAUCGGUGUCGUUUACGUUCAUGGUAUCUGUGAUGUUUCCAUCUGUCUUUUACGCAAAGGUCGGUUCAAUGUUGGCAUUCUCUUUGUCAUUUCUGGUUUGUUGGCUAAACCGCGAAAAGACAAGGUGGCUAAUGCCGUUUUUUAACAAUGCUAUGAUCGUUGACACGUUCAGUAUGAUCGAUUCAUACGGAAAACGAGGUCUUACAUUCAAGAUAGGGCGCAAUGCUAAUGAUCACUUUGAAGAUUACUAUAGUCUCGGGGAGACUCUCGGAUUCUUUUUGAUGGACACCAUUUUGUAUUUGGCUGUCUACUACUACUUCUCGCAAAUAUUUCCUGGCGUUUAUGGUACGGCACGACCAUUCUACUUUCCUUUCACGUCGUUGCGCUGUUGGAAAAAAUCCGGAGCGAAAUCAAUUACAUCGGCAGAAGAGGGACUAAAUACUUCACCGGAUGUGGCCGUUCGCAUUCACGGGCUAACAAAAGUCUUUCGGUCUUCGUUCGGUCGUAAGAGUAGGGUAGCUGUAAAUCGACUAACGAUGGAUAUACCAAAGAAUCAAAUUACAGUGCUGCUCGGUCAUAAUGGUGCAGGUAAAACGACCACAAUGUCCAUGAUCAGUGGAAUAAUAUCGAAAACGAGCGGAACCAUUUCUGUGAAUGGCGAAGAAGACAUCAACCGAUACAGACAUAUGAUUGGCUAUUGUCCGCAGCAUAAUGCGUUCAUGCGAUACUUCACCGUUAAGGGCCAUUUGAUGUUCUUCGCUGCUCUGCGUGGGCUUAAUAAACAGGAUGCCGAGAGCCAAGUGAAACAAUUGCUCUACAAAUUGCAUCUGAUGGACAAAGCCAACGAAUACGGAAACAAUUUAUCCGGUGGAAUGAAGCGUCGAUUAUGCCUGGGAAAUGCGAUCGUUGGAAAUACUCAAAUUGCUAUUUUAGAUGAACCAUCGUCCGGUUUGGACCCCGAAUCACGACGCCAAUUGUGGACAAUUCUGUUGGAUUUACGAAAAGAUCACACGAUCCUUUUAACAACCCAUUACAUGGAAGAGGCUGAAACAUUGGCCGACAAAAUAUUUAUCAUCGCUUACGGUGAACCGUUGUGCAGCGGCACUUCAAUUGAACUGAAGAAGAAAUAUUCGGUCGGCUACAUCUUGAAGCUACUGACGAAUGAGUCAUUUAAUGAUGACAAGACCAUGGAAACAAUGAAUUUGAUAAACAGAUACAUUCCAGAUGCCAAAAUUAAGGGAUUCAAUACACCGACGUUAAGUGUGACCUUGCCACGAAGCGAUUUCAACAAAUAUGAAACGAUGCUGGAAGAUCUGGAAAAUCAUUUGGCGGGACUGGGAAUCUCAUCCAUCAGUAUCACUAACGCCUCGCUGGAAGAAGUGUUUUUAAGUUGUGAUCCUCGUAUAAUGACGCAAUGUAAUGACUCUGCGGAUGAGGUUGAUUCUACGGCAUACUUUCCCUUAGAUGCAGUACCUAUCGAUCCGAAGGCAGACUACCGCAUCAAACAACGACAAUCGUGGGCCAUUUUCUACAAAAAGCUAAUUUACAUGAGAGAACAGUGGUGCUAUUGGUUCUUAUUGUUUUUGUGUCCAAUUAUCGCAUUGAUCAUAUGCUUCGGAACCAUUCAUUCCAGCAUAACAUACAGAGCACCAACCGAAUCAAUUCAAUUGGACUUGGCGCACAUUAAUCACCCUGAUGUUUUGUUGCUCAUGAACCAUCGAGACCCGCUGUUGCAUCAACGUGCUUUGGAAGAGAUUGUGGAAAAUUACAAUUCGUCGAUGCGGCUACUGGACUCAUCGGUAAAAUCGGUUAAACAAGAAAUGCUGGCCAUCGAAAUGUCCAACAUCACGUACUACAACGAAAGACUGGCCUGCGGUAUCGCUAUGCAGUUUGACAAGCAAGUAGGCACCUAUCUGGUGAACAUUUUGUAUUCGGGAAAUUUUCUGCACAGUUCACCCGUCGCGGUCAACCUCGUUUCGAAUGUGCUCCUUCACAAGGCCACACGCGGUCAAUAUGAAAUUCAUGUCAACAACAAUCCGUUGAUGAGAGAUAAGCUGUCGGUGAAUAAGAGUGAUUUGGAUGUGUUCGUGUUUCUGAUACCGUUCGCAAUGUUCAUGUACAUGCUGUUUUAUGUGAUGCUGCCGUUCAGCGAGGAAGUAACCGAAUUUCGAAAGCUUCAAAAUAUGCCGGCGGCUUGGUUUUGGCUGACGAAUUAUGUAGUCGAUUUGCUCAUCCACGUCGUUUUCACUGGCAUUGUCUACAUAGUGCUCAUACUAUGGGAUACGCAUGACAUAUUCGAACAGGAAGACUACCUUACACUCGCAACGUUGUUGUUGUUUUACGGCAUCGCUUACAUACCGCUGCUCUACAUCAUUGGCCAAUCGUUUGGAUCAAUGUCGAGUCUGUUUUCGUUCUUGUGCUACUUCUUCCUGAUAUUCAGCAUCUGUUCGUCAUUCAUGUCGAGUAGUGAGGACAAUAUGAUCAAAUACGAGACGUACAUACAUCUGUUGCUGUUGUUCCCGGAUUUCACGCUAAGACAUGCCAUGAAUGCCAUGUUCAUCGUCUACACAAAAGCUCAGAUUGCGAAGCAAAGUUCACAUUUCGAGCAUUACUCCAAGGUGGAAUUUUUGCCGGAAACAUCGUCAUAUUUUGAUGCUAGCAGUCCAAUGGAUCUGAAGAAAGUCUACGUUUACUUUACCGUGGUUGCCAUUUGUGGCCUGCUGUUCCUGUUGUUGGUACUUGAAAACAUUUACAUCAAGGAACGCAUUCUGAAUGUCUUGAAGUGUACACAGUGCCGCAAAGGUAGCAAGGCCUCUGUUGAUGUAACUGAUGACGAUGUGAAAGAAGAACACAAACUGACCGAGCUAGUUGUCAAGGAGAAUCAAAUCGAGGAGUAUCCGAUCGUCGUAUCGAAUUUACAGAAAUGUUACGGCGAUGUAAAUGCAGUCAAUGGAAUCAACUUUACUGUGAAGAAGGGUGAAUGCUUCGGUUUGCUGGGCAUGAACGGUGCUGGUAAGACUACAACUUUCAAAAUGAUGACCAGAGACAUAACGAUGAGCAACGGUGAGAUAUAUUUCAAUGGCAUCGGUUGCAAUAAGACCAACGGUCAGGCGAACAACGUGUUUGGAUACUGUCCGCAAGUGGACGCCUUAGAUGAUUUCAUGACGGCAUACGAGAGUCUUAAGUUUAUGGCAUUGAUGCGUGGCCUUGACGGCGAUAGAAUUGACAAGGAAGUCAAACUGAUAAUGGAAAAGACCGAUUUAACGAAAUAUGCUAAUGUUCGAGUCAGCGAAUACUCCGGUGGUACGAAACGUAAACUCAACACCGCAUUGGCAAUGAUCACACAUCCGUCACUCGUAUUUUUGGAUGAACCAACCACCGGUGUCGAUCCGACGUCUCGACGCUUUAUGUGGUCGUGCAUUCAGGACUUUCAAAAGAAUAACAAAAAUAUCGUUUUGACAUCGCACAGCAUGGACGAAUGCGAGUACCUUUGCAACCGGUUAGCCAUUAUGGCACACGGUCAAUUGGAAUGCAUUGGCUCGGUUCAGCAUUUGAAAAAUCGUUACGGAAAAGGAUUUCUACUCAUUGUAAUGAUCAAUGCUGACUGUGAGCCGCUGGAUGUUUCGAGAGUCAAAUCUUAUAUGACGGACUCGUUUGACUGCAUUUUGCGGGAGGAGUAUGCGGGAAAACUGAGCUACAUUGUCAACAAUAGCAAAUACAAAUGGUCGCAAGUGUUCAAUAAACUACAGACGUUCUUACUGACAUUCAAAACCAUUGUGUACGAUAUAUCCGUUCUGGAGACAUCACUUGAGGACAUUUUUCUACAUUUUUCGCGUAGUGUAAGCGGCGGAAGUGGCAAAGGAUCAGCUAGUGGUACUGCUACUAAUCAAAUAGCUAGAAAGACGUCACCAGAGACAGAAAUCACGGUCAGCAGCAUAUAAUUGAAAUAAUCUUUGUUCAACCGGCCGGUAAUGGCCUUACUCCGAAUCAAUUCUACGGUUUUUUGUGGGUAAUCGAAUACUAUUAAGUUUCCUGUGAUAUAGCAACAGUACCGGUACUGCACUGAUUUAGUAAGUAAAUUUGAGCAAAAUUUCAAUCCGAAUAUUUACAUGACAGACAUGACUUCAUUCAAUCGUUGUACGCAUGGUGAACUGAAACGUCCACAUGGGGCAGAAACGUUUUGAAUAUUUUUGGAUUAAAUGUUAACCGAUUAACGAUGGAAUGAGCGCAGUCGUCUGUGAAAUAUUCGUUUGAGUAAAUCAGAUUUCGUUCCUAAUCUCUCAUAUUGAGAUGGUUGUGACAAGUAAAUCCAGUGUGAGUGUGUAGGUACUUCUGACGAAUUUAAAAUUUGCCAAAUUCCCUGUUCAAACGGAUGUGCUAACGAUUUUGAUACUUUUAAAGUUUAAACAUUUUCCGAAUGUUAAAAUCCUAUAUCCGAAUAGACCGUACCCAAUGGCAUUGUUCAAUGAAUGAGUUGUUGACAACAUUUAAUUUGCAAAGUCAUCUUUUCUAGUCACCGAAAGAACUCAUUUUCGCUUCAGUCCACAUUUACAAAUUCUCUGUAAUUCAGAAGCGGAUGGAGUAUUGGACACGGCACAUUGGUUCUAUCUCUCUCACAGACCGAUGUCUGGCCAAGAUCAUAUUCAUUUCGCUGAAAUUUAAAACAAAAUUGACCUUUCGAUUCUCGUAAAAGUUAACGGGGCGGCGAACAGGCCUCGCAUUU